Molecule: messenger RNA, 9234 nt
Organism: Coregonus clupeaformis (lake whitefish)
Lineage: Eukaryota; Metazoa; Chordata; Actinopteri; Salmoniformes; Salmonidae
Product: inositol 1,4,5-trisphosphate receptor type 1
Exons: 60
Coding region: 194-8434 (2746 amino acids)
Biological process (GO): calcium ion transmembrane transport
Cellular component (GO): endoplasmic reticulum; membrane
Molecular function (GO): inositol 1,4,5 trisphosphate binding; inositol 1,4,5-trisphosphate-gated calcium channel activity
Source: RefSeq, a predicted model, not a curated record
UGUAGGCAACGAACGGAUGGCAGGGUGAUUAGCUGUAAAAAGAAAUCGGACUCUACUCGCUGACGGCAUCUCCGUGCUAUAGAUUACCUGAAAGCGGUAUGUCGCUGUAAUGCUGUCCCGUUGAUCCAGCCGCGCGCGUCGUUCACAAAUACUUACCACAGCGAAGGUGUGGCCCAGUGUGUGUGUGUGAGACAUGUCAGAUAAGAUGUCCAGUUUUCUGCACAUCGGGGACAUCUGCUCCCUGUAUGCAGAGGGCUCCACUAAUGGUUUCAUCAGCACUCUGGGGCUGGUAGAUGACCGCUGUGUGGUACAGCCUGACACAGGGGACCUGAACAACCCCCCCAAAAAGUUCAGAGAUUGUCUGUUCAGGUUGUGUCCUAUGAACCGGUACUCUGCUCAGAAACAGUUCUGGAAGGCAGCCAAGCCCGGAGGAAACAGCACCACAGACACGGUCCUCCUCAACAAACUACACCAUGCAGCGGAUUUGGAAAAGAAGCAAAACGAUUCAGAAAAUAAAAAGUUGCUCGGAACGGUGAUUCAGUAUGGGAACGUCAUUCAGCUCCUCCAUCUGAAGAGUAACAAGUACCUGACUGUGAACAAGCGUCUACCUGCGCUGCUGGAGAAGAAUGCCAUGAGAGUGAUGCUGGACACGGCUGGGAACGAAGGAUCCUGGUUCUACAUUCAACCCUUCUACAAGUUGCGCUCCAUAGGAGACAGUGUGGUGAUAGGGGACAAGGUGGUCCUGAACCCAGUGAAUGCUGGCCAGCCCCUUCAUGCCAGCACCCAUCAACUAGUGGACAACCCAGGAUGUAAUGAGGUGAACUCGGUCAACUGUAACACCAGCUGGAAGAUCGUGCUGUUCAUGAAAUGGGGUGACAAUCAGGAGAUCAUUCUAAAAGGGGGCGACGUGGUGCGCCUGUUUCAUGCAGAGCAGGAGAAGUUCCUCACCUGUGAUGACCACCGGAAAAAACAAUAUGUCUUCCUGCGCACCACUGGACGCCAGUCUGCUACCUCAGCAACUAGCAGCAAAGCCUUAUGGGAGGUGGAGGUGGUACAGCAUGAUCCUUGUCGAGGCGGAGCUGGCUACUGGAACAGUCUGUUCAGGUUCAAACACCUGGCCACUGGACACUACCUGGCUGCAGAGGUGAACCCUGACUAUGAAGAAGAGUGCCUGGAGUUCCGCUCCUCACUGGACUCUGAGCAGGUGGACCUCCGUGCCCGCCCCAGGAACCCCCAGGAGAAGGUCAUGUACACCCUGGUGUCUGUCCCUGACGGCAACGACAUCUCCUCCAUUUUUGAGCUGGACCCUACCACUCUGAGAGGGGGGGACUCCCUGGUACCCAGGAACUCGUACGUGAGGCUCAGACACCUGUGCACCAACACAUGGGUCCACAGCACCAACCACCCCAUCGACAAGGAGGAGGAGAAACCUGUCAUGCUACGCAUCGGCACGUCUGCACUGAAAGAAGACAAAGAAGCUUUUGCCAUCGUACCCGUCUCGCCCGCCGAAGUCAGAGACCUGGACUUUGCCAACGAUGCCAGUAAAGUGUUGGCCUCCAUCGCAGGCAAACUGGAGAAGGGCACCAUCACUCAGAACGAGAGGAGGGCGGUGACCAAGCUUCUGGAGGACCUGGUGUUCUUCGUGGUGGACAUCCCCAACAAUGGCCAGGAUGUUCUGGAGAUCAUGGUCAACAAGCCCAACAGAGAGAGACAGAAACUCAUGAGGGAACAGAACAUCCUCAAACAGAUCUUCAAGCUGCUGCAGGCUCCAUUCACAGACAGCGGGGACGGGCCCAUGCUGCGAUUGGAGGAGCUGGCUGACCAGCGCCACGCCCCCUUCAGACACAUCUGUCGCCUGUGUUACCGCGUGUUACGCCACUCUCAACAGGACUACCGCAAGAACCAGGAGUACAUAGCCAAGCAGUUCCGCUUCAUGCAGAAGCAGAUAGGUUAUGAUGUUCUGGCUGAGGACACCAUCACAGCCCUGCUCCACAACAACCGCAAGCUGCUGGAGAAACACAUCACCGCUGCAGAGAUAGACACCUUCGUCAGCCUCGUCAGGAAGAACCGGGAGCCCAGGUUCCUGGACUACCUGUCUGACUUGUGUGUGUCUAUGAACAAGUCUAUCCCUGUAACCCAGGAGCUCAUCUGUAACGCAGUCCUGGACCCCACCAACGGAGACAUCCUCAUAGAGACUAAAUUGGUGCUGUCAAGGUUUGAGAUCGAAGGAGCAUCCAUCGGAGAGAACUCAGUGGAGUCUGAGGAGGACGAGGAGGAGGUGUGGCUGUUCUGGAAGGACAGCAGUAAGGAGAUCAGGAGUAAGAGCAUCAGAGAACUGGCCCAGGAUGCCAAGGAAGGCGCCAAGGAGGACCAAGAGGUGGUCAGCUACUACAGGUACCAGCUGAACCUGUUUGCACGGAUGUGUCUGGACCGUCAGUACCUGGCCAUCAAUAAGAUCUCUGGCCAGCUGGACGUGGACUUGAUCCUGCGCUGCAUGUCUGAUGAGGACCUGCCUUACGACCUGCGCGCUUCCUUCUGCCGCAUGAUGCUGCACAUGCACGUGGACCGCGACCCCCAGGAACAGGUCACGCCUGUAAAGUAUGCCCGCCUCUGGUCUGAGAUCCCCUCCGAGAUCGCCAUUGAUGACUAUGACAACGACGGCACGUCUAAGGAUGAGAUCAAGGAACGUUUUGCCCUGACCAUGGAGUUUGUCGAGAAUUACCUGAGAGACGUGGUGUGUCAGAGCUUCCCAUUCGCCGACAAGGAGAAGAACAAACUCACCUUCGAGGUAGUGAAUCUAUCCAGGAACCUCAUCUACUUUGGCUUCUACAACUUCAGUGACCUGCUGAGGCUGACCAAGAUCCUACUGGCCAUCCUGGACUGUGUCCACGUCAGCACCAUCUUCCCCAUCAACAAGCUGGAGAAGGGAGAUGAGACUAAAGGCAGUAAUGUAAUGCGCUCCAUCCACGGGGUGGGGGAGCUGAUGACCCAGGUUGUCCUGAGAGGAGGGGGGUUCCUGCCCACCACCCCCAUCAACCCCUCCAACGGGGACCAGGUCAAGGCCCAAACAGAACCGGAGAAACAGGACAUCCUGGUCAUGGACACCAAGCUCAAGAUCAUAGAGAUACUACAGUUCAUUCUGAAUGUGCGUCUGGACUACCGGAUCUCCUGUCUGCUGUGUAUCUUUAAGAGGGAGUUUGAUGAGAGCAACUCCCAGUCUGAUCUGUCUAUAGCAGGAACCCAUGAGGGACCAAACAACAUGCCAGGAGCUCUGGACUUUGAGAACAUAGAGGAGCAGGCAGAGGGGAUAUUUGGUGGAAGUGAGGAGAACACCCCGUUGGACCUAGAUGACCAUGGUGGUAGGACCUUCCUGAGAGUCCUGCUCCACCUCACCAUGCAUGACUACCCUCCCCUGGUGUCCCGAGCCCUCCACCUGCUCUUCAGACACUUCAGCCAGAGACAGGAGGUUCUACAGGCAUUCAAACAGGUCCAGUUGCUGGUGACUAGUCAGGAUGUGGAGAACUACAAGCAGAUCAAGUCAGACCUGGACCAGCUACGCUCCAUUGUGGAGAAGUCUGAGCUGUGGGUCUACAAGAGACUGGGGCCAGACGAGGGCAUGGACACUGGGGAACACUCUGCCAAGUCUCAACACAUGAAGGGUGACUCCAACUCAGGUGGCUCAGAUAAACCAAAGAAACCAGAGAGCACCAGCAGCUACAACUACAGAGUGGUGAAGGAGAUUCUGCUGCGUCUCAGCAGGCUGUGUGUUCAGGAGGGUCUGUUCGGCAGGAAGAGUAAGAAGCAGCAGCAGAGACUGCUCAGGAACAUGGGGGCUCACACCGUGGUGCUGGAGUUACUGCAGAUCCCCUAUGAGAAGGGGGAGGACGUGCGUAUGCAGGAGAUCAUGAAGCUGGCCCACCAGUUCCUGCAGAACUUCUGUGCAGGGAACCAGCAGAACCAGGCCCUGCUCCACAAACACAUCAACCUGUUCCUCAACCCUGGGAUCCUCGAGGCAGUCACCAUGCAGCAUAUCUUCAUGAAUAACUUCCAGCUGUGCAGUGAGAUCAACGAGCGCGUGGUGCAGCACUUUGUCCACUGCAUCGAGACGCACGGCCGCAACGUCCAGUACCUCAAGUUCCUGCAGACCAUCGUCAAGGCCGAGAGCAAGUUCAUUAAGAAGUGUCAGGACAUCGUCAUGGCUGAGCUGGUGAAUGCUGGCGAGGAUGUGCUAGUGUUCUACAAUGACCGUGCGUCCUUCCAGACCCUGGUGACGAUGAUGCGGUCGGAGCGGGACCGUAUGGAUGAGAACAGUCCUCUGAUGUACCACAUCCACCUGGUAGAGCUGCUGGCUGUCUGCACUGAAGGCAAGAACGUCUACACUGAGAUCAAAUGUAACUCUCUGCUGCCUCUGGACGACAUAGUGAGGGUGGUCACCCACGAGGACUGCAUCCCUGAGGUGAAGAUAGCCUACAUCAACUUCCUGAACCACUGCUAUGUGGACACAGAGGUGGAGAUGAAGGAGAUCUACACUAGCAACCACAUGUGGAAGCUCUUUGAGAACUUCCUGGUGGACAUCUGCAGGGUGUGCAACAACACGAGUGACCGCAAACAUGCCGACACGGUCCUGGAGAGCUACGUGACCGAGACAGUCAUGGGCAUCGUGACCACCUUCUUCAGCUCGCCCUUCUCCGACCAGUCCACCAGCCUGCAGACCAGGCAGCCAGUGUUUGUUCAGCAGUUACAGGCAGUGUUCAGAGUGUACCACUGUAACUGGCUGGUCCCAGUUCAGAAGGGCUCAGUGGAGAGCUGUAUCAAGGUGCUGUCUGACGUGGCUAAAGGGCGAGCCAUCGCCAUCCCAGUGGAUCUGGACAGCCAGGUGAACAACCUGUUUGUGAAGUCCAACAACAUCGUCCAGAAGACAGCCAUGUCCUGGAGAAUGUCUGCCCGCAACGCUGCCCGCAGAGACUCAGUACUGACCGCCUCGCGAGACUACAGGAACAUCAUUGAGAGACUGCAGGACAUAGUGUCGGCUCUAGAGGACCGUCUGCGUCCAUUGGUCCAGGCUGAGCUGUCUGUCCUAGUGGAUGUGCUGCAUCGGCCAGAGCUGCUCUUUCCUGAGAACACCGACUCCCGCAGGAAGUGUGAGAGUGGCGGAUUCAUCUGCAAGCUGAUCAAACACACCAAGCAGCUGCUGGAGGAGAAUGAGGAGAGGCUGUGUAUCAAAGUCCUGCAGACCCUCCGAGAGAUGAUGACCAAAGACCGAGGAUACGGAGAGAAGCUCAGAUCCUUUAAUGAUGAGAUGGAUAUGCCGGAGCUGGAUCUCAACCAGCCACAGAAAAUACUGGACGGCCAGAGGAGGGGUGAGGCGCUGAGGCAGAUUCUGGUGAACCGUUACUAUGGUAAUUUCCAUAGUAGGAGUGGUGGGCGGAGGGACAGCCUGACGGCCUUCAGCAACGCAACCCUGGUUCCAGUAGGGCCCGGCAAGAGCCAAUCAGGUCUCGGUGGUCCAGGGGCCCUGAGUCGAGGGGAGAUGAGCCUGGCAGAGGUGCAGUGUCACCUGGACAAGGAGGGAGCCUCCGACCUCGUCAUAGACCUCAUCAUGAACACCACCAGUGACCGCGUCUUCCAGGAGAGCAUCCUAUUGGCCAUCGCCCUGCUGGAGGGCGGGAACACCACCAUCCAACGUUCCUUCAUCUGCCGUCUGACGGAGGACAAGAAGUCAGAGAAGUUUUUCCGGGUGUUCUAUGACCGGAUGAAGCUUGCCCAACUGGAGAUCAAAGCCACGGUGACAGUCAACACCAGCGACCUCGGCAACAGGAAAAGAGACGACGACACCCCCGACAAGGACGUGCCCGUCCGCAAGAAAGCUAAAGACUCAGUGGUAGUGGUGACAGAUGAGGCGAGAGAGCAGCUGCUGGAGGCCUCGUCGGCCACUAAGAAAGCCUUCAACUCGUACCGCCGUGAGGCCGACCCCGAUGACCACUUCUCUACGGCUGAUGGCACACCCAGCACCGGGGACAAGGGCCAGGACGAUGGAGAGAUGAGCUUUAUCAUCGUCAUCAUGCAGCCCAUCCUGCGCUUCCUCCAGCUGCUCUGUGAGAACCACAACCGAGACCUGCAGAACUUCCUUCGGUGUCAGAACAACAAGAACAACUAUAACCUGGUGUGUGAGACACUGCAGUUCCUGGACUGUAUCUGUGGCAGCACAACGGGAGGCCUGGGUCUACUGGGACUCUACAUCAAUGAGAAGAACGUGGCUCUCAUCAACCAGACAGUAGAGAGCCUGACGGAGUACUGCCAGGGACCCUGCCAUGAGAAUCAGAACUGCAUAGCCACCCAUGAGUCCAACGGCAUUGACAUCAUCAUCGCCCUGAUCUUGAAUGACAUCAACCCACUGGGGAAGAAGAGGAUGGACCUGGUGCUGGAACUCAAGAACAAUGCCUCCAAGCUGUUGCUGGCUAUCAUGGAGAGUCGCCAUGACAGUGAGAACGCUGAGAGAAUCCUGUACAACAUGAGGCCGAAGGAGCUGGUGGAGGUGAUCAAGAAGGCCUACCUGCAGGGAGAGGUGGAGUUUGAGGAUCCCGAAGAGGACGACGAUAGUGGGGAGGAGGAGGAGCACGAUGCUGCCUCCCCCAGGAACGUGGGCCACAACAUCUACAUCCUGGCCCACCAGUUAGCGCGCCACAACAAGGAGCUGCAGGUGAUGCUGAAGCCAGGCGGGACCAACGGAGAGGGAGACGAGGCUCUGGAGUUCUACGCCAAACACACUGCUCAGAUAGAGAUCGUGCGUCAUGACCGCACCAUGGAGGAGAUCGUGUUCCCUGUGCCCAACAUCUGUGAGUUCCUGACCUGUGAGUCCAAAUUGAGGGUGUAUUACACCACAGAAAGGGACGAGCAGGGUAGCAAGAUCAACGACUUCUUCCUCAGCGCUGAGAACCUCUUCAAUGAGAUGAACUGGCAGAAGAAACUACGAGCCCAGCCUGUACUGUACUGGUGUUCCAGGAACAUGUCAUUCUGGAGUAACAUCUCCUUCAACCUGGCCGUCCUCAUGAACCUGCUGGUGGCUUUCUUCUACCCCCUGGAGGGGUUGCGUGAAGGUACCCUGGAGCCCCACCUGUCUGCCCUGCUCUGGUUGGGCAUGUUUGCAUCGUUGGCUAUCGUGGUGGCCAUGCCCCAGCCCCUCGGGGUACGCACCCUCAUCAUUGCGACCAUCCUCCGCCUCAUCUUCUCUGUGGGCCUGGAGCCCACCCUCUUCUUGCUUGGAGCCUUCAAUGUGUGUAAUAAGAUCAUCUUCUUGAUGAGUUUUGUGGGGAACAGAGGGACGUUCACGCGGGGCUACAAGGCCAUGAUCCUGGACGUUGAGUUCCUUUACCAUCUUAUGUACCUCAUCAUCUGUAGCCUGGGGGUCUUUGUCCAUGUCUUCUUCUACAGCCUACUGCUCUUUGACCUGGUGUACAGGGAGGAGACACUACUGAACGUCAUAAAGAGUGUGACCCGUAACGGUCGCUCCAUCGUACUGACAGCAGUGCUGGCUCUCAUCCUGGUCUACCUGUUCUCCAUCGUGGGGUACAUCUUCUUCAAGGAUGACUUCAUCCUGGAGGUGGACCGCAUUCCCAACACCACUCUGGAGAAUGGGGCCACUAUGCCCAAUAAGCUGGUGUCUGAUGGGAUGUGUCGGUCUGAGAGUGGAGAGAACAACUGCACCACAGAGCUUCAAGUGGAUGACUUGUUAGAAGACAUGGAGGAUGGCAAGGAGCGUACAUGUGACUCUCUGCUCAUGUGUAUCGUCACUGUGCUAAGCCACGGCCUGAGGAGUGGAGGGGGGGUUGGAGACGUCCUGAGAAAGCCCUCCAAAGAGGAGCCUCUGUUUGCGGCCAGGGUGAUCUACGACCUGCUCUUCUUCUUCAUGGUCAUCAUCAUUGUCCUCAACCUUAUCUUCGGAGUCAUCAUCGACACCUUUGCUGACCUGAGGAGUGAGAAACAGAAGAAGGAAGAGGUCCUGAAGACCACCUGCUUCAUAUGCGGUCUGGAGAGAGACAAGUUUGACAACAAGACGGUGACGUUUGAGGAGCACAUCAAGGAGGAGCACAACAUGUGGCACUACCUGUUCUUCAUAGUGCUGGUCAAGGUGAAGGACUCCACAGAGUACACCGGCCCUGAGAGCUACGUCGCUGAGAUGAUCAAGGAGCACAAUCUGGACUGGUUCCCGCGGAUGCGUGCGAUGUCGCUGGUGAGCAGUGACGCGGAAGGCGAGCAGAACGAGAUCAGAAACCUGCAGGAGAAGCUGGAGUCGGCCAUGAGGCUGGUGUGCAAUCUGUCUGGACAGCUCAUGGAGCUCAAGGAGCAGAUGACAGAGCAGAGGAAACAAAAGCAGAGGAUUGGACUCCUGGGCCACCCCCCUCACAUGAACGUCAAUCCCCAGCAGCCAGCCUGAGGGGGACCGUGGGGUGGGUACCUCCUCCUCCUCCUCCCAGGACCCUAACCCAGGACCACUCACAUGGAGAGGCUGACCUUACAGUGCGUUCUUCAGACAGUCAAUGUAGUGUACAGGAGUAUGCCAAAGUGUGUAUGUUCAGUAGUAGUGUGCCUAACUCAUGGCCUUUAGAGAGUGAGUAUGUCCAGUAUGAAGGGAUUUAUGUGUGAAUGUGUGUAGAAUGCCUUAAUGAACACUUAGUGUUUAUGAAACUAGGGGCUUAUGCAUGUAGUGUACAUGAGUGUGUCUGACUAUUUACUGUGCACAUGAGUUUGAGUGGGUGGAUGGGGAAUGUAUGGUGUGCACAAAGUGCCCCUGGACUUGAGAAGAAGGAACCAGUCAUGUAAGUUUAGGUUGUAAAAAGUACUGAAGUGAAAAUGCCUUAGGUUGUCUUACUACCUUUAAUGCCUUGUCCAUCUUCCUUACCACUUUGAAUGGGUGACAAAGGUUCUACUCCCCCAUUGGUCUCGAUGUAUUUGGCGAACUUGAAGUCUCAGCCAAUUGCAACACAGGACUCUUGAGAGACAUGGGACACUCGUGUUGGACGCUUUCCUCUUGUUUUGUAUUUGUAACCUGGCAAACAGUAUUUCAUAUCUUAUUUUUGUACGAGGUGCAAUAUGAAUACUUUACGAAAUGCAACCACAAAGAUGUUUAAUCUGUACAUAAUGUCUGAGGGAGAUGGUAUGAGUUUUUUUAGAUGGGUUUGUUAUUUUAUUUUAUUUAUAUACAGUGCCUUCAGAAAGUAUUCAUACCCCUUGACU